Molecule: messenger RNA, 1991 nt
Organism: Amoebophrya sp. A25
Lineage: Eukaryota; Dinophyceae; Syndiniales; Amoebophryaceae
Source: the annotation of a GenBank genome assembly
CGAACAAUGUUAGUCGAAAAUCAGUCCGCAUCGUAGAGAACAAGAAAGCCUCCAGCAUGGCAUCGCAUUUUCGCCGCGGAGUUUCUUCUGGUGUAGCUGGCCCAAGCGCUAGCCGUGGUUCGAAAACUGAAGCCAGCACGAGAGCAAAACAGAAGCUGUCAACCACAUCUGCUCCAAAGAACGUGCAAGAACAUCAGAGCCAAGAAGGAGAAGAACUUCUCGUCGAUGAGGAGAAUCUAGUAGCCCUUCUGCAACCAGAAGAGGCAGCUUUUCUUGAGGACAAUGCGAUUGGCACGUCUUCGCAGGAAGAGAUCUCAGACAUCCCUGAUGAACAUUCUGACCUAGCUGAAGGAGGCGCCGGUGAAGGUCCCUCCGAAAUCAUGACCAAGAGUGGUCGUACCAACUUUUCUAUGUCUAAAUCUAGCAUUUUGUCCGCGCCUAAAAUAGAAAGCAACCUCUUGUGGUCAUCGGACAGUGACGGAGGAGCACGAAAGUUCCACUUUUACCCCCGAACACGAUUCCCUGACCCGCGUCAAAGGACUAAAGAACGCUUCGAAGAAGAGGCCCAUGAUCCCAUACCCAUCUCAUCUUCUCAGGAGCAACAAGCAGUACCCGUGCAUCAAUCACCUCCAGCUUCGGCGACGGAAGUUGUUGUAAGAACACAGCAAAACAUGAUGAACAAGGACGAAGAUGUAGAAGUUGCACCAGUUCUUAUAGUGAAAAACGCGCACAAAAAAAAAUACGAUGCUGGAGCUGCCCAGAGGAGAAACGACACAUCGGAAGAACGUGAAUGUGUUUUCGACUGUGUGGAGGCGAAGCCGAUGAAGUUAGAAGAUGAAUACGAUGCGAUUAACAUCGUUGACCACGGUGCUGUCGGUAGUCCAGAAGUUGGCUCCUGCACUAGGCUCACAGUGCCCUCCAGCUCGGGACGUGUUCGCCAGCCGAAGCCAUUAAAGACGAGUGGGACCGCUUUUAUGCAGACUAGCACUCACGAGUUCGUCGAUUUUGGCGGACUCUCAGCCCUAAUGGAAACGAUGCCGUUGCGGCCAGUCAACAACUAGUAAAACAUGUAAUUGCCAACGCAGAUGCAGUUGUUAGCUAUGCAUAGGAUUAUGUUUUGAGGCAAGAUAGAAUCUGUGAAGCAACAAGCUACUUAGAAGAAUCUGCAAUAAAGAUUUGAAUUUGGAAGCAAAAACACUUUUUGUUCUGUUCAUGUAGACAUUUUACGUUUGCCGAUGCCCACCAGCCCUGAGCCCACGACGCAAGGGUAGGCGUACUAGGGAACAGGCUUAUAGGGAUUCACAUCUUCGGCAAUGAUACAACACGAGCAUUAAUAUCUCUCGUUCUCUAUGCUGCUCAUGCAUGGUAGGUUGUGGCGUUGUGACCAAGCGGCAUACGCAUUAAUGUCAUUCCAUAACCUUCAAGAAUUUCUAGUUCCACACCAAUUUUGAUGUUGCAAAGAAAGCUCAUCCUUGAUACUGAGGAAAAAAACUUCAAACAACUCACCUGCUUACUUAUUACCGACAUAGACAUUCGCCAACAUACAUUCAUUUUCAUACAUCAAUAUCUAUGGCAAUCCGAAUGUUGUACACAAUUGUAGGAAUAAGCCUCAGACUAAAGUUGCCUAUUUUUUCUCACACAGUCAGACAGACACACAGAUUCACAUGCACAUAGGAACGCGAACGCCAACACCUUGUUAUCAUCUGAGAAUGUUCAAAAAGAUAAUCUAAAUCAGAAAAUUGAAGACACCCUUUAGUUAGAUGUAGCAGUACUUUCUUUCAAUUACUUAAUAUCAGUAACAAAUUGGAAGUGCAACGUUAAAAGAAUACUUGCACGGAUGAGAAAAGAUCAUGGCAUCGAUUGCAAGAUUAUAGAAUCAAAACCAAUAUGAGAAAGACAUCGCUCAGGAAAAAUAACAGGCAAGUCGUCGAUUGAAUAUGCUUCAACUGGGAAACGAUAACUCAUAACAUAUGACUCUUCGAAAUUUCGUG